Messenger RNA from Baudoinia panamericana UAMH 10762, 1088 nucleotides. RefSeq lists its product as uncharacterized. The coding region runs from base 491 to 865 and encodes 124 amino acids. The record is from RefSeq and is a predicted model, not a curated record. The transcript has a single exon. Lineage: Eukaryota; Fungi; Ascomycota; Dothideomycetes; Mycosphaerellales; Teratosphaeriaceae.
GAGCUUGCUUACGGGCAUCUACCGUGCUAGAGACAGUUUGCCAACUAGUUAAGAAAGUUUAAGCCUUCGGCCUCCUGUGGCGUGGUAGGGUAGUACUGUGUCACCUGACUCUCGGUAAGGCUGGCGCAAGCGAGCGCUCUGGAGCUACUGGACAUGGUCGCAGGUUCAUUAGGCGAAGCAUGGAUCUUGUGUGGUCGAAUACAUGGUCGAAGGCAGCAAAUAGAUGUGUGAGACAAUGUUUUUCAGUUCUGUUUAAGAACGUGCAGUGCUUUUUGCAGGCGCGUCUGCAUCGCUUCACACACUUCGAAGACUGAUCAGCUAAUGAGCGCCCAGCUACCGGACUUAGUCGCUGACUAAAGCUGGGAUCACUUGCGGAAGUCAAUAGAACCGCCGUGGUUCACAACACAUUACUGUGAAACACAUAAGUGUCUGCUCGAACCGAACUGUGUCAUUGUAGACACGGUCGGAAAAAUCAGUGGGUGUGAAGAAGAUGGCGGACACCCUCCAAAACGCCUCCUCCCUUCAAGAGCUCGAGCGCAUCUUCUCCCAGACAACAUAUGUUGCUGUGGACUUCUACGCGGACUGGUGCGGGCCAUGUAAACAGAUCGCUCCGAUAUACGCCAAUCUGUCGAAGAAGAAUAGCAUACCGAACCUGCUCACCUUCGUCAAGGUCAAUGUAGAUCAGGCGCAAGACAUAGCACGGCAGUAUGGCGUCUCCGCCAUGCCUACUUUCAUGUUCUUCAAGGAGGGCAAGCAAGUCGCCGUGAACGGACAGAAGCUCAUCCGCGGUGCAGACGUACGCAGUCUGAACGAUGCGGCGGAGAAGCUAGGAGGGUUAGCGAAGAAGAAAGCUGAAGGCGCUUGAGUGAUGGUGAACGGGAGCAGUAGCGAGAGGUAUCUCUGUGUUGCCUGCGAGGGACGGUGUCGAGAUGCUGUCGCACAGCGUCUGUGUCAUUCAAGGUGCGGUCGGUGCAAAUGGCAAUGCAAUACGAAGGCAAGUGCGAGAGGGUGGAGAAUCCCUAUAUCGGGCGCCAUCACACUUAGAGAACGGCCGACAGUAGUCUCGGCUAUGCGGAUGAUCUUGUCGG